Messenger RNA from Ciona intestinalis (vase tunicate), 519 nucleotides. RefSeq lists its product as uncharacterized. Lineage: Eukaryota; Metazoa; Chordata; Ascidiacea; Phlebobranchia; Cionidae. The record is from RefSeq and is a predicted model, not a curated record. Gene Ontology annotation, cellular component: Golgi apparatus; ciliary membrane. Gene Ontology annotation, biological process: negative regulation of smoothened signaling pathway.
AUGGAUAAGUUAACUGUCAUCUCUGGCAUCUUAUUUUUUAGCUCUGAAGUUUUUGCUAUUGCCAGCUUGGCACAUCCAGACUGGAUCAACACAGGGGCUGUUGCAGGUGCGCUGACUUUAGGAUUAACUAAACAGUGUCAGACAAUUUUCGGACGUGACCGGAUAUGUUUCUCCCCCACCUUACCUCCUGAGUGGAUAUGUGCAUUAUUUUUUCUCUCUGCUGGUAUUGCAUGUUUGGCAGGCACAUGCAUACUAGUUGUCUUAUCUCAUUGGCACCGUUCUAUGCUUAUGUAUGCUCGUUGGGUGGCCUUUAGUGCAAUUGGUUGCUUGUGUCACGUUGGAAUUCUUUUUCCUAUUGGUUUCCGUCAAGUAUCUGUUGGUGGUGCUCCAUUCAAUCUACCUGCUGUGUGGAGUCUAGGAGACUCUUAUAAACUCCUAUGGGUGUUUGCUGUGGUGUUAUCUUGUUCAGGAUGGUGCAUUCUAAUGAUGCCAAUGCGAAUGUGGUUACUCAACAGAUGA